Molecule: messenger RNA, 1225 nt
Organism: Struthio camelus australis
Lineage: Eukaryota; Metazoa; Chordata; Aves; Struthioniformes; Struthionidae
Gene: CLVS2
Product: clavesin 2
Biological process (GO): lysosome organization
Cellular component (GO): clathrin-coated vesicle; endosome; membrane
Molecular function (GO): phosphatidylinositol bisphosphate binding
Source: RefSeq, a predicted model, not a curated record
CAGCGGGGGGGAGGAGGAGGAGGAGGAGGGCAGCACCAUGACUCAUUUGCAGGCAGGUCUGUCCCCUGAGACUCUGGAGAAAGCCCGGCUGGAGCUGAACGAGAACCCCGACACCUUGCACCAGGACAUCCAGGAGGUGCGGGACAUGGUGAUUACCCGCCCGGACAUCGGCUUCCUCCGCACCGACGAUGCCUUCAUCCUGCGUUUCCUGCGGGCCAGGAAGUUUCAGCACUUCGAGGCGUUUCGCCUCCUGGCCCAGUACUUUGAGUAUCGCCAGCAGAACCUGGACAUGUUCAAGAGCUUCAAGGCCACAGACCCCGGCAUCAAGCAGGCGCUGAAGGAUGGCUUCCCCGGGGGACUGGCCAACCUGGACCACUACGGCAGGAAGAUCCUCGUCCUUUUUGCUGCCAACUGGGACCAGAGCAGGUACACACUGGUGGAUAUUUUGCGUGCCAUACUUCUUUCUCUGGAAGCCAUGAUAGAAGAUCCUGAGCUUCAGGUGAAUGGAUUUGUUUUAAUCAUAGACUGGAGCAACUUCACCUUCAAGCAGGCCUCUAAGCUGACACCAAGCAUGCUUAGAUUAGCCAUAGAGGGCCUUCAGGACAGUUUUCCUGCUCGGUUUGGAGGAAUACAUUUCGUCAAUCAGCCGUGGUAUAUCCAUGCCCUCUACACAGUUAUACGGCCCUUCUUAAAGGAGAAGACACGGAAAAGGAUAUUCCUGCAUGGAAAUAACCUCAACAGUCUGCAUCAGCUAAUACAUCCUGAGAUCCUACCCUCUGAAUUUGGAGGAAUGUUGCCCCCCUACGAUAUGGGGACUUGGGCAAGAACACUGCUAGACCACGAGUAUGAUGAUGACAGUGAAUGCAAUGUCGACUCCUACAAUGCUCCUGCAAAAGAUCUAGACAAGGACCUUUCUCCCAAAUCCAUGAAAAGGUCUCAAUCAGUUGUGGAUCCUGGGGUGCUAAAACGCAUGGAUAAGAAUGAGGAAGAAAACAUGCAGCCUUUGCUUUCACUUGACUAACAGUUCCUGAGCAUCGAAGAUGAACUGAAGUGGAAGGCACUGCCUCUUACCAGCAAGAAACUAUUGGGAAAGAAUGUACCAGCUGGAAUCCUAUUUAUUCAUGUUAAUGUAGCAUAAUGGAAGCAGGCAGCAGGUUUCACCAUUCUACCUGAAUUCUGGAUGCCCUGGGGUAAAAAAAGAAGAGGAAAGAAAAAGGAAAAUAAA